Messenger RNA from Penicillium angulare, 1152 nucleotides. Its product is annotated as ferritin-like domain-containing protein. The transcript has 3 exons. Lineage: Eukaryota; Fungi; Ascomycota; Eurotiomycetes; Eurotiales; Aspergillaceae. The record is from RefSeq and is a predicted model, not a curated record. Bases 1 to 1152 code for a protein of 383 amino acids.
AUGAAAACAGCUUUUUACGUUACUGUGGGAGCCGCUGCCGCGGUUGCCCAGGCCCAUGCGAUUGCCAAGCGUGCCGUGACUGAUGCCGAUAUCCUCAAUUAUGCCCUGACACUUGAGCACCUGGAGGCAACCUUCUACGCUGAGGGUCUCCAGAAUUACACUAAGGCCGACUUUGUCAAUGCUGGAUACGCUGACUCAUUCUACGACAACUUGAUGACAGUUGCCGCAGAUGAGAAGGCGCAUGUCAAAUUUCUAACUAGCGCUCUCGAAGCCGCUGGUGCUCCUGCUACUGCUGAGUGUACUUAUGCUUUCCCGGCCACCGAUGUAGACAGCUUUGUGGCCCUCGCCAACGUCCUUGAGGGGGUGGGUGUCAGCGCCUACCUCGGAGCGGCUGCUUCCAUUGCGAACAAGGAGUACCUCACCGACGCGGGCUCUAUCCUAACUGUUGAGGCCCGGCAUAGCUCUUACCUCCGGGCUGCUGCUGGGGAGGUUCCCUUCCCCCAGCCUUUCGACAACCCUCUUGACUUUGAUGAGGUCUACACUGUUGCAUCUCCAUUCAUUGUGUCAUGCCCUAACAGCAAUCCUGCUCUGCCUGUCAAGGCAUUCCCUUCUUUGACUAGUACUUCCCUCGGCACGCUUUUGCCAGGUUCCAAGGUCUCUCUCGCUACCGGAGAGGGUUUCAUGGCUAAGGGAACUGUCUACGCCGCCUUCAUCACUGUCACUGGUCCAAUCUGGGCUAUUGUCACUCCUUCUGAUGCCGGCUAUUCCGUUACAAUCCCCCGUGGAGUCGCAGGUCAGAGUUAUGUCGUACUUACCUCUUCCAAUGAUAAGGUCUCUGACGAUAAUAUCAUUGCUGGGCCUGCAAUUCUCGAAAUCGGUGAGAAGAAUGGCCGUCUGUCCACUGACUGUACUGGUGGUAACAACAAUACCUCGUCUUCUACCAAGUCCGCUCAUGCUGGUGGUUCUGGACAGCCUACUGGGAAGCCCUCGCGUACCUCUCAAGCUAAGGUCUCAUCCGUCCCUGGGGCCGGCCCAUCCAGCUCAGCCUCAACAGUCCCUAGCGCUGGUGCCUUCUUCACUGGUGCUGCCUCAAGUGUAAAGCCUACCGCCGGCUUCCUUACUGUCGUGAUGGGUGUUCUCUAUCUUCUGUAA